AUGCAGGCCUUCCGCCGUAACACCUUUUCGGCCGUCCGCAAUGUCGCCGGCAAGCGCUCGGUCACCUCUAAGGCCAACUCGCCUUAUGCCGAAACGGUGAACAACCUGCGGAUCAACAAGGACACCCGUGUUCUGUUCCAAGGUUUCACCGGCAAGCAGGGAACUUUCCACGCCGAGCAGGCUAUCGCCUACGCAGGCACUAAUGUCAUCGGUGGUACCAACCCCAAAAAGGCUGGCCAGAUGCACCUUGACCUCCCCGUCUUCGCCAACGUCGCCGAUGCUCGCAAGGAGACCGGUGCUACUGCUUCCGCCAUCUUCGUCCCGUAUGGCUUCGCCGUUCAGAUCGCAUAUUGA
This is a messenger RNA of Penicillium atrosanguineum, 354 nucleotides long. RefSeq lists its product as uncharacterized. Gene Ontology annotation, biological process: tricarboxylic acid cycle. Gene Ontology annotation, cellular component: succinate-CoA ligase complex (ADP-forming); mitochondrion. Bases 1 to 354 code for a protein of 117 amino acids. Gene Ontology annotation, molecular function: succinate-CoA ligase (GDP-forming) activity; succinate-CoA ligase (ADP-forming) activity. NCBI's taxonomy places the organism in Eukaryota, Fungi, Ascomycota, Eurotiomycetes, Eurotiales, Aspergillaceae. The transcript has 3 exons. The record is from RefSeq and is a predicted model, not a curated record.